Molecule: messenger RNA, 1094 nt
Organism: Gracilinanus agilis (Agile Gracile Mouse Opossum)
Lineage: Eukaryota; Metazoa; Chordata; Mammalia; Didelphimorphia; Didelphidae
Gene: VGLL4
Product: vestigial like family member 4
Exons: 6
Coding region: 99-989 (296 amino acids)
Biological process (GO): negative regulation of DNA-templated transcription
Molecular function (GO): transcription coactivator binding
Source: RefSeq, a predicted model, not a curated record
AAGAGCCAGGCGCUCCUGAGCAAUAAUUGAUUUUUGAAUCCUCUUUACCGUUUUGGGGCAAAAGCAAACAAGCUGGUUCUCUCUGCUAAGCCCGAUAAAUGCUAUUUAUGAAGAUGGACCUGUUGAACUACCAGUACUUGGACAAGAUGAACAACAAUAUUGGCAUUCUGUGCUACGAAGGUGAAGCUGCUCUAAGAGGUGAACCCAGAAUGCAAGCCCUUCCUGUGUCCUCUGCCUUGACCAAUCAUCGGACAGGGCCCCCUCCCAUCAGCCCCAGCAAGAGGAAAUUUAGUGUGGAACAAGGGGAUGAUGACCUAGACUGUGAAAAUGACCAUGUUUCCAAGAUGAGUCGCAUCUUCAGCCCCCAUUUGAACAAAAGCAAGAAUGGGGAUUGCCGGAAAGAGCACCGGGAGAGAAGCCGUAGCCCCAUUGAACGUGCUGUGGCUCCCACCAUGAGUCUGCAUGGCAACCACAUGUAUGCUUCCAUCCCCAGCAUCACCAUGGAGCAACCUCUUGCACUGACCAAAAACAGCAUGGAUGCCAGCAGGACAGUUGGCAUCUCCCCAACAUUGACCCCUGUGGAACGCCAGCAGAACCGCCCCUCAGUUAUCACCUGUGCCUCUGCGAGCAAUCGUAACUGCAACCUCUCCCACUGCCCUAUUGCCCACAGUGGGUGCGUCUCAUCUACACCAGCAAACUACAGGCGGCCCCCAAGCACUACCACUGCAUGCGACCCUGUGGUGGAAGAGCACUUCCGUCGGAGCCUCGGCAAGAACUACAAGGAACCGGAGCCCGUGGCAAACUCUGUGUCCAUCACGGGGUCGGUGGACGACCACUUUGCCAAAGCACUGGGCGACACGUGGUUGCAGAUCAAGGCUGCCAAGGACGGGGCGUCCAGCAGUCCCGAGUCAGCUUCCAGGAGAGGGCAGCCGUCCAGCCCUUCUUCCCACAUGGUCAAUCACAAUCACUCCCCCUCUGUUGUCUCCUGAAGAGAGGACCGCCGCCACCUCCUCUCCUGGAGAACAAGUGAAUCUGCAUGGUUUGCCUGAGCUUUGAACAGUCGAUGCUUAAAUGGAAAAUAGUGUGGGGAUGGG